Monosiga brevicollis MX1 is the source of this 627-nucleotide messenger RNA. RefSeq lists its product as uncharacterized. Lineage: Eukaryota; Choanoflagellata; Craspedida; Salpingoecidae. The record is from RefSeq and is a predicted model, not a curated record. The transcript has 3 exons. The coding region runs from base 1 to 627 and encodes 208 amino acids.
AUGAACUGGCUGGAUCGCGAUGAUGAGGAGGACUUGGCUGCUUACCUGCACACGAUCGAUAAAAGAGGCCCGGCAGUGGCUGCGGGUGGUCGAGGUGGUGGGGCGCGGGGUGGGGCACCCGCGCAUCGACGCGGUGUGCCCGCCAAUUACGCCCAGAGUCGAGGUGUGCCUGCGACUUCGACGCGGAACCCUCAACCGGCGACCAAAGCUGCUGGCAAGGCCUCCGCCUCAAAGUGGCUGCGACGCACUGUCACAGCGGCAGAGCCGGAUCUUGCGGGCCUCGCAGGCCUACCGCGGCAAGCCUCGGCCAACCUGGCCCGUGAGCCAACGGCAUCAAACUUUGACCGCGACAACUCUUCGGUACACCUCACCUCCUCUCUCUCCGACGUGAGCGAUGCCAGCUCCCUAACGGGAUACUCACCAGCCGCACUUGCGCUCAUCAAGCUGCACCGACAGCAGUUGCAAGUGAUGCAAAGCUUUGUGGACAUGCAGAAACGCCUCGCAGAGGAUUUGCGCCUGGACCCCGGCCCACGCUCCCGAGCAGCGCCCGCCCCCGCUCGCUACACCACUUGGCAUGACACAGAAGCCUACCUUGCCAAGUUUGUAUCCCGUCCCGACCCCUCCUGA